GCAGGCAGGCGUUUACUAGGUGAGGCGUUGAUAGAUGGACACGUGUGCCAAAUAUAUUCUGUGUAUUGCUUCUACUCGACAACAUUAUUUUUCUGUUUUUCUUAUCUGCAAAAUACCAAAACAACGUCAGCCAUGUGUGACAAGUUGUUCACACGCGUCCAGCAUCUCGGUCUUUUCUUCUUCUUCUUCCUCACUCUAUGCUGGUGCUUCAAUGAUGAGAUACAACAUAAAGCAGAUCAACCUGCGGAGGCGAUAUCGGACAUAGAAGAUGCCGAAUGGAAUGGGGUAGACUUUUGUAUAAUGGAUAUUCCCGGCUCUGGCCAAUAUGAUUUACCAGAUCGACACAUGCGCUCCUCGCUCUUCUCUGGCGGCGGCUAUGUAGUAGCAUAUCCCUCGAUUGGUGGUGUGGUAUUCGCCAAGCCUGAUGCGGUUCUAAUGCAGCAUAUUGGGCUUCCUAGGACCCAUGAUACCGUAAGAGCCGCCAGCGAUGACGAAGAUCUAAUGGCUGUAAAGCUGAUGCAGAUUGGCGGACACUGGUGGUCGGACUGGGAGCUCUAUGCUCGACACCAAUCUGAAAUCGACAAUGGGUCUCAAUAUCACGACGACUUUCCACCUAAAAUCCGAGUUGCCUACCCGAGCUCUGGAGGCGUUUGGAUCGCCAGAUACAACAACGACCAGUCGGGUUGGGAUGGGCCCUCAGAUCAAAUUGGCCUCUUUGUCUUCCCUGACAAGCCUGACGAUCUAGAUCAUGCGAUUUCUUGGACUCUCACAAUGGAUGAAAGAGCUCUGAUUCUUCAACAGCACGGCGCUGUCUUUUAUUCGAGUGUGGAAGAGUGUCCAUAUUUGCCCACCAGCGUCGAGGAAGGUAAAGCAUUAUAUCAGCCGUUUGAGGAGUUGCUUGAGAAACACCUCACUAUCUUUCCUGAUACACGAGAGUGGCGGAGGCAGCAAUUUGCUGAACCAACUGAAGCAGAGAUUGAAAAAGUUGACCAAACCGAGCAUGACAGGAGGUUCUGGGGAUUUAUUCGAAAUAUAUUUUGAACGACGCGGCAUGCUUUGGCGGAGGAUCAGUUAUAAUAGAACCAACGGCGUAAAUAUUUCGUCUACGGUGCAUAAAAAAUAGCGCCAAUACUAUCCCAAUA
[Torrubiella] hemipterigena is the source of this 1142-nucleotide messenger RNA. The record is from the annotation of a GenBank genome assembly. Lineage: Eukaryota; Fungi; Ascomycota; Sordariomycetes; Hypocreales; Clavicipitaceae.